UGAAGAGUUUUAGAGAAGAAGCGGAGAAACGGCGGCUUUGUGCUCAGAUUGACUUCAAAACAGCUUUAAAAGUCCUUAUUUGGACCCAUCCGGUCUGUUUAACGUCCAGAACCGUCGCGGAUUUUAAUAGCGGUCAGUAUUGGGUUUUGUUGAGCUGAGUGAAGCCUGAGGCUCUGGAUCGAGAUGAGUGACCUAGAACCACUGACGUUUUCCUCUGUAGAAGAGGAGCGGGAUUACUGGAAGGAGCAGGCAGCUAACCACCAGCAGAGGGCUGAGGAGGUUCAGGAGGAGCUGCAGGAGUUCCAGCAGAUGAGUCGUGAUUAUGAAGUGGAGUUGGAGAUGGAGCUGAAACAGUGCGAGGCUCGAAACCGUGACCUGCUCACUGCCAACAACCGGCUGCGCAUGGAGCUGGAAAACUAUAAGGAGAAGUAUGAGGUGCAGCACUCGGAGGCCUGCAGGCAGAUUUCUACUCUAGAGGGGGACCUUGCAGAGACCACUGCCAUAAAGGACCAGUUACAGAAAUACAUCCGUGAGCUCGAGCAGGCCAACGAUGACCUGGAGAGAGCCAAAAGGGCCACUAUCAUGUCCCUUGAGGAUUUCGAGCAGAGGAUGAAUCAUGUCAUAGAGCGAAACGCUUUCCUGGAAAGCGAACUGGAUGAAAAGGAGAAUCUGCUGGAGUCGGUGCAGAGGCUGAAAGACGAGGCCAGAGAUCUGAGGCAGGAAUUGGCUGUUAAACAGAAGCAGGAGCGUAAACCCUCCCUCAGUGUUUCUGUUGACGGAGAGAAAGCAGAGACCCCAACCCGGACCCCUGGUGCCUCUCUCCUGACCACACCACCCAGACCCCCUGGCUCCAGCAGCGCCUUCAACACACCCCCAUCGUCCUACAGUCGGAUUGAAGGUCUAACCGGGACUCCGCUGACCACGUCUGCCCGGAUAUCUGCCCUCAACAUCGUCGGAGAGCUGCUGAGGAAAGUGGGGAAUUUAGAGUCAAAGCUGGCAUCGUGUCGUGAGUUACACAUGCAGGACAGAACGCCAAGCCGCUCGCUGAUCACCCAGAGCGCACAGAUGGCCUCACGGGAGACAAUAGAAAACCAGUCCAAUGGCAAUGGCCUCUACGACAAGGGGUUGGUGAAGCGGUUGGACUUCAGUCAGGGAUCUAAGAUUGUGCUGUGAAUAAGUCUGUCGCCCUCUGGCUCGGACCCCCUCCUGCACAUAGUAUUAACUACCAACAUUUCUUAAUGCACAAUAACACAUUCGUUUAAAUGAACUGAUGUGUGAAUAUUGCUAGCUCUCAGUAUCCUUCUUCCUGCUGACUCUGCAGUAUGAAGGGUGUUUGGACCAGAUGAACGUUUCACUGCUUUAUUACUACUGUUAGAGCAGCACUGCUGACUCCUGCAUUGCUGUGUAUAUAUUUACAGCCUGUGUUUGUCCGCUGACACUGUGUCUAACACUGGGCUUGUGUUUACUAGCUUCUGCUUAGAUGUCUGUUUAUCAGGUGA
This is a messenger RNA of Pygocentrus nattereri (red-bellied piranha), 1499 nucleotides long. It is a transcript of the gene nde1, whose product is annotated as nudE neurodevelopment protein 1. The transcript is spliced from 9 exons. Gene Ontology annotation, molecular function: microtubule binding. The record is from RefSeq and is a predicted model, not a curated record. The coding region runs from base 184 to 1173 and encodes 329 amino acids. Gene Ontology annotation, cellular component: kinesin complex; centrosome; kinetochore. Gene Ontology annotation, biological process: establishment of mitotic spindle orientation; mitotic centrosome separation; cell migration. Lineage: Eukaryota; Metazoa; Chordata; Actinopteri; Characiformes; Serrasalmidae.